AUGGCGCCCCUGUCAUGGUCGACUGAGCCGUUUGUUCAACUGAACGAGCUGUUCAGUUCUUACGACGUGUCGGACGAGCAGUUGGAGAAGAGCAUAUCUGAGAUCCUCGAUGACUUGCGGAAUCUAUUGGAAGUUCCGGUUAAGAAUGAUUCAAGCAGAAAGUCAUUGACUCCUGACUCCACCGUGGAACUUGAAGGCGUGCAGUACCGAAUCAACUCAGACUUUGUCGCCCAGGCAUGCGUGCUUUCGGACGAGCUAAACAUUGAUGAGAAAAUCGCGGCGACAUACCUCUCCUACGGUCAAAUGAGCAGCGAAGAACUCGAUCGUCCACCAGCGCAGGCGGCCGUCAUUCUCUUCCACAUGCGACGCGGCUACAUCCUAGACAUCGUCCGCGUAAUUCUGGAGUACGCGCUACAACCGGACCUCGAUAACUACAGCAUGUACCGCGACCUAGCGAAAAAACUUGCGACUCCUGAAUUCGUCUCGCGGGUUGUCAAGAGUAUGGGUGAUCUGCGUGGAACUCUGCGAGCGUUGCAGGAAAAGGAAACAAGCGGACACUUCCUCGGCCGAGACCUCGACGAAGAGUUUGUUGAAAACAUCAAGAUCCGCCGCGACGCAACACUGAAAGAGCACGAACUGCUGUCGCAAGUACUCGUCAUGCUCUGCCGUCUCGAUUACGUCAACGCAGAUCAGCUAAAGUCACUGCUGGAGAUCACCGCCACAUUAGAACGAUAUGAUCAGGUCUUGGUUCACUAUGCUGUCGCCGUGAUUGCAUUUUUCGAAGCUAUCUGUGUACCUGUCGACGAAUUCGAUCGCAACAAAUCCAAAACCCUGCUUCAGAACGCCAUGAAGAUACAAACAUACAUCGCCGAACGCGCUCAAAAGCCAAGCGCAAAAGUUCCAUACUUCCAUGCUGCGGUCGAACUAUGGUGGUACGUUUACUUCAAUCGCAUGUGCGCGAGUGAACGUGAUAGUGAACAGAGCCUCAUCAGCAAAAUCGACUACGUCAAGGAUCUCUACAAGCCCGCUCUAUCCUGUAUAAUCAACGGCGGCGCUUUUGAAUUUAUGAUGAUUAUGGCCUCUGACUUCUCAAGCGAAUCCGAGGCUGCCACCUCUCACACAGAAAUGAAAACUAUCCUGCAGUCGAAAACACUGCAGUCAGCGGUGAAUAUGCAAGGCCAGGUCACGGGGGUCGAGAUCCCACUCGUACUUGAGGUCGCGUUCCAGACAUCAGACACGUUCGAAAAAGUCUUCACGGAGUCAAUGGGUUGCUUGGUGGACGCGAUCAUUUCCGACAUGCCAGAUCUUCUCAAAGAGCUUUGCUUCAAAGAAGAAGAGUUACUUUUCGGCGACGAUGGUGCCUCCGAGCAGCCGGACGGCAAUCAGCCUGACGAUCUUGGACCGCUAGACAUGGAGCUGGAAAAGUUUUUCAUGUUUAUCUCAUAUCUCUAUGCAGGUCGGCCAGACAGCUCAGUUGCCUUUUGGUCUGACAACGAAGGAAAUCUGUAUGGCUUCCUGGUCUGGGCGUCGCAAUGCCAGACACCGUUGAUGAUUGCUUCCUACUGCGAUAUGCUAGCCUCGCUGUCGGCAGGCGACGAAAUUAGUCUGGCGGCAUACAACUUCUUGAAAGGCUCAGAUGACUCUUCUUUCCGAGGAGGAGUAGCGCGCGCCCAGCAGCCGCGAAGUAUGAGCUGGUCAUAUCUCUUUGAAGCAUUCUCGUACUACAUCACCCAGCUGCAAGACGUAACGCCAGAGCAGAAUAUGUUUGCUUCUAAUGCGCCGUCGCGGUCGCUGAUUGCGAUCGCCGACCUUCCAGAGCUAAACGAUGACGACUCGCUGAUCAUGGCUUCGUACUUGAGACUGCUGGAGCAGAUUGCCAAGUGGAGUCCCUCGAUUGCUCGAGCUAGUCUGAUUCAGCCCACGCCAACGCUCAACGUCUAUAAUCUCUUGUUCUCGCUGCUGAAAUGCCGGACGUCGCUCACAGGAGCUAUAUUCAACGUCAUUGCUGCAUUCGCCGCUGAAGCGCCGCGCUCUGAACGAGCUCAGAUAUGGACUGCUUUGGAUUCGUGGCUUUUGCAUGAGCCGAUUGUUGUCUCUCGCACGCCUCAUGCUCUAUCUGGAGCGCCUGGCCGGUCGCAGCACCUGACGUUCCAGGAUAGGUUCAAUAUUCUGUUGACGUCUUAUCCUGACAUCUUGGGGUUCGUUUCGCUGAUUGACUGUCUGACGCGGGUUCCGAUCGACGGAUCGAUCAACGAUAUUCCGUUUCCUGACAACCUGGGCGAGCAGUAUCGAUCACCGCCCGGCAUCCGGCCAUACAUCGACUUUAUCAUGGAGGAGGUGUUUUAUCCGUCAAUGGCUGCAGAGUUGCCGCAGAAGCAGAAGCUGACGAUGCAGAUCCCCUGCCUGCGAUUCAUCCGGAAUUGUAUCCAGGACUUCAACACCGAUCUCGUCGCUCUCACCUCAGCCUCUUCAGGCGCCGAUGCCGGAUCUGGCGGCGUGAAUGUUGAGAUGUCGAUCCAGCCUCGCGGGCUCGCAAACUAUAUCCGCACACACGCAUGCGUGUGGAUAAUGGACAAGCUUUUCCAAGAAAAGAUCUACAGUGUGCUUUUUUCGAUUUCAGCGCUCGGAAUCGACACUAUCUCCGAGCCGAGCGUUAUUCGAGAUGAUGCAAACGAGGCCGUCGCAUUGGCCUUGCAGGUCAUCCUUCGCAUCCUCACGAUCGAAGACGUCUACCUCGACGUGCUCGAACCUGCAGUUAGAGCAGCGGAAGCGGGAGGAGACGGUACGAAACCCAGUCUCGUAUCGGCCUCGUCGCGGGCACUGCUCGGUAUCCGAAAUUUCGAGGACGCGAUUCUGUUUAACAUCUUUGUCGUCACGAACUUCGCACUAUAUGUCAACUCCGAGUCGAUAAACGUGGCGUCGCUGGCGAUAAAGGUGUUGGACAUCAUCGCUCGCGCGCCGCAGUUUCUCAACCUUGACUACGACGCGCCGGUGCAGGGUACGUACGCGAACGGCGUCGUGCCUGGGAUCACGAGCAAGACGUCGUUCAACUAUCAGGAAUCAGGGAAUCGGAUCGGAGUCAAUCGGCUGCUGAGUGCGUUGGACUCGGUAUCUGAGUCGAGAAGGAUUAUGUUUGGUUUUAUUUCGCAGCUGCAGAGGCCGUCGGAGAGCUACGGAGAGGAAGACGAUCCGACGGACGAGUUAAAGCUCGAGAUUUUGGAUUUCUUGUCUCGAAACCUGAAUAAAGCCUCUUCCUCAGCUUUGAGGUCCCCGUUGAGCAGUGCAGACAUGGCGCUGCUAGACAUUGAUGUCUCGACAUUAUCAGACGUGCCGACAAUCUCGCACUUUUUGCUCGGCUUCAAGAUCGGAGACGGCGCCACGGCCGCGAGCACGGCAGUCCUGCAACGCAAUCACGAGCACGGCGGGGUUGACUCGCAAGUCUCGUUGUUCAAGACCGUCGUUUCGAUUAUGUCGGAGCAUAUCCAGAACGUGAUUGACGGACGCGCAGUCAGUCCCCGGGAUGCCGCGUUUUGUCGGAUCUCGAUGGAGAUCCUGUACAAGCUGUGCACGGCGAAGAUCUCGUCGCCUGUUGCGCUAGAGUUGCUGCGUAGUAGCGACUAUGAUUUCUUCAAGUCGCGCAUCUCGGUUGAGCCGCUGGUUACGAUGAACACCACACGAUGGGGCGCCGCGACGUUUAGAGAGUUGCUGACGCCUCCGAAUAACGGGGAGUACGAGGAGCUCGAAGAUCCCUCUCUGAUGGAUCGCUACGUACCGACCGAGGUGGACGAGGAGAAAGCGACUACGACUCUGCUUCACUUUUUCGCCUCUCGUACGUGUCUGUUUGAGUACGCCUCAGUCGAGUUACACAGUGUUAGCGAACCCAUCACGUCUGUAUUUGAAGGGUACGUCAAGCUACUGACAAUAGCCAACGGCGUCGACAAAGAUUCCUCUUCCUCUGCGCUUGACUUUGGAGUUCCGAUUGCGUGCGAAACAGCAAAAGCCCUCGAACUGCUUGAUUUCCUUGAAUUCGACAUUGAGCAGCUUGCGGGCCGAUGGGGCGUCAACGGAAGCCCGAUCAAGAUCUCGGAUAUCCUGCCACUAGUCCAGGAUGUGCCGGCUGCGGCGGCAGAAGGAAGCGGGGACGCGCUAGCCGUGCAGGCAAGCGACUACUCGUUUGUGUUUGGCGGGUUGCGGCUCGACGACGCAUGCAUGUAUGCGCUCCCCCCUACGAGAUCGACGAUGACCGGCGGUGGCUCGGGUGACUUUUUCGGGCCGAGCGAGGUCGUGUAUGAUAUGACGCGUGUGGAAGGGAUCCUCGAGCUGAAGGUGCGAGAGCAGCAGAACCUUGGUCGGCUGCCGUAUCCUACUCCGGAGAUUGUCGAGCGGCAAAGACGGCGAAUAAUCAUUGCCUGUCGCCGAUUCAACGCGAUCAUCUCUCUCCGCCGGGCUCAGAGCCAGUGUCUGGCUGCCUGGUGCCGGCUGCUGAGAAUCAUACUGAUCGACACCACGCCGCUCAUCUCGGAGCCAGACCGGAUCCCCGGCCGAGACUCGUUCAUGCUCGAGACAAUGCAGGUGCUCGCGCCAAAGAUGCUGCACUACGCGCACGUAUGGGAGUCGCGCGUGGCCGAGCAUCUCGCGUCGGCCUGUGCGUCGCUGAUUGCAGGAAUAUCGCAGUACGCGGCGCUCGAGGAGUCCUCAGCAAAUGGGCGAGAAGACGACGAGGACGAUGUCGCGACGGAUAUCGCGCACACGGUAUUCCGCGGGUCGUUGAUUGCUGUGCAGAGUCCGUAUGCGUCCGCGUCUGUGCGCGCGGAUCUGUACACGCUGAUCAACAUUUUCAUCUGCAGCCAGCCGACGUGGAAAGUCGGCAAACUCUCACAGCUGCAGCGGACGAUCGAGAGUUGCGCAAACGGCGCGCCGACGAUGUCGUCGAGCGGCGAAGGGCAAAAUGCAGACGACGUGAAGGAGAACAGGCUUAUUGAGCGGAUAGCGAAUGACGCGGUAUCGGGCGAGGGCAUUACACGCAUCAUGUCGCUUACCGUGCUGCGCGCGUUCGCGGCGGUCGAGAACGUGACGGGACGGUACUUUCUGCUGAACGCGUUGGUGCGGUAUAAUCUUUUGCUGCUGCUGGUGCGGUCUAUCCGACGCAUCGAUGAGGAAUUGGACGAUGAGAAUAGAGUCUCAAACUACGAGGUCACCGCCUUCAAAGCCGUGAUGGUUUUCCUCACCGAGUUGGCCCAAUCGCGAACCGGCGCCGCGCAAAUCAUCCAGUCAGGCCUCUUCCCACUCAUCCAGGGCAUGAAAUACCUCACGAUCGACCCCGACGUCGGCAUCUUCACAUUUGCCUCACACGCGCCCGUCAACCCCGUCGGCUCGCGCACGCUGUCCUCGUUCUGGCCCGUGAGCGAAAGCGGCGGGUCAGCAGGCGGUGGCGGACGGAAUGUGUUUUUCGAGCUCGUGGCGCCGACGCUGAGGUUGCUUGCUUGUUGUUUGCUGAGCAUGGGACAGCGUAAUUACGUCGUGCUCAAGUACGUGCGCGACACGCUCAGCCGACGGAUGUUGCUUACGCGGGCUAUUUUAAGACGCAUCGUUGGUCUUGACGUGAGUCAAAGCGGGCAGGGCGAAGCUAGUGGGGUGACUACUACCGAUGACGAGAUUGCGUUGCUGGAAUCUGGGAAACUUAUUAUUCUGAUGUCGAAUUUGACGAGUUCGGUCGCGGAGGAAGAGGCGGGAAUAGCUUGA
Myxozyma melibiosi is the source of this 5742-nucleotide messenger RNA. Its product is annotated as nucleoporin Nup186/Nup192/Nup205. Gene Ontology annotation, biological process: nuclear pore organization. The transcript is spliced from 3 exons. Gene Ontology annotation, cellular component: nuclear pore inner ring; nuclear pore. The coding region runs from base 1 to 5742 and encodes 1913 amino acids. NCBI's taxonomy places the organism in Eukaryota, Fungi, Ascomycota, Lipomycetes, Lipomycetales, Lipomycetaceae. The record is from RefSeq and is a predicted model, not a curated record. Gene Ontology annotation, molecular function: structural constituent of nuclear pore.